AUGGGAUUAUAUUCAUUAGAAAUCGAAUCAAUGCAAUAUUUCUUCCCAAGUUACAAAGUCGAUAUUUUAGGUGGUAAAAAAUCAAUUAAAGUAAGAGCAGCUGAAAAUGAAACUGCAGUUUUACCAUUACCAUUAAAAAUUAAAGCAGUUCACAAGAUACCAUAUUUCCAACAACAUGUUCCAUUUAGCAUUUUCGGUAUAAUUCAAAAUCCAAUGAUUAUUUCAACUUUAUUACCAGUAUUUUUAAUUUUUGCACUUCCAAAAAUGACAUCAUUCAUUACAAAUGAUGAAGAAACUCGUGAAACAUUAAAAGCAUCACAACCAACAUUAAUCCAACAAGUCCCAGAAUUACCAAAGUUUAAAGUUAUAACAAAUAAGUUAAUAGAAUAA
Dictyostelium purpureum is the source of this 390-nucleotide messenger RNA. RefSeq lists its product as uncharacterized. The transcript is spliced from 2 exons. The record is from RefSeq and is a predicted model, not a curated record. Gene Ontology annotation, cellular component: EMC complex. Lineage: Eukaryota; Evosea; Eumycetozoa; Dictyosteliales; Dictyosteliaceae. The coding region runs from base 1 to 390 and encodes 129 amino acids.